Cheilinus undulatus (humphead wrasse) is the source of this 1170-nucleotide messenger RNA. It is a transcript of the gene irx4b, whose product is annotated as iroquois homeobox 4b. The coding region runs from base 1 to 1170 and encodes 389 amino acids. The transcript is spliced from 6 exons. Gene Ontology annotation, biological process: regulation of transcription by RNA polymerase II; cell development; neuron differentiation. Gene Ontology annotation, cellular component: nucleus. The record is from RefSeq and is a predicted model, not a curated record. NCBI's taxonomy places the organism in Eukaryota, Metazoa, Chordata, Actinopteri, Labriformes, Labridae. Gene Ontology annotation, molecular function: RNA polymerase II cis-regulatory region sequence-specific DNA binding; DNA-binding transcription factor activity, RNA polymerase II-specific.
AUGGCUUACUCCCAGCUCGGAUACUCCUACCCCAGCACACCGCAGUUUCUGAUGACCUCCAGCUCUCUGCCGGGCUGCUUGGAGCCGGGGACGCCUCCGCCACACCCGGGCCACCAGCUCAGCUCUGACACCGGCAUCGGAGUCUACGGUGGCCCGUACGCAAAGAGCCAAAGUUACUUUAACAGCUGCGCCAGCGACGCCGCUGCGCUCUACUCCAGAGGAGCAGCAGCUCCCAAAGAUGGAGCCACAUCUGUGCAUGUGGGAACAUCCCAGACUCCCAGCUACUACCCCUAUGAGUACACACUGGGACAGUACUCCUAUGACAGAUAUGGAUAUUCCGGAUCCGAUGGUACUUCCCGCCGUAAAAAUGCCACCAGAGAGACUACCAGCACGCUGAAGGCUUGGCUGCAGGAACACCAGAAGAACCCUUACCCCACGAAAGGAGAGAAAAUCAUGCUCGCCAUAAUUACGCGGAUGACCCUCACACAGGUCUCUACUUGGUUUGCCAACGCACGCAGGAGGCUAAAGAAGGAGAACAAGGUAACGUGGUCGCCGAGGGCGUGUAAAAGUUCUGAUGACCGAGGCUGUGAUGAUGACAGUGAAUCUGAGAAGCCCCUAAAAGCUGAAAAAGACCUUCCCGAUCAACAGUGCGCAGACAUACAGAGCGACCUCGAGGACUUCGAUCUGCUGGAAUCUGACGGUUCUGACUGUGAGAGGAAGCCCCAGUUUCUACCUGAGGAUGAUGAUAAACACCAAAACACAGACCUGCAGCAUGGCCGUCUCACACAUGACCCCGACCUUCUGCACGGAGAAGAGAGACUGUCCCCUGACUGUCCCAGACUCGCACCGAUGCAACAGCCAAAGACUGCUUUUUAUCAUUCAGACACCAAGCCAAAAAUCUGGUCCAUCGCUCACACUGCUGUGUCCUCAGACGGCAGGUUCAAUCCAGAAUACCCUCCAUGUAUGCUGGCAUCCAACGGGUCCGGGUAUCCAUCAACCAUGGGGCUGACCAAGGCGGAUCGGCGACAAGAAUCCCCGGUAGCAUCUCUGAGAGAGUGGGUGGACGGAGUUUUCCACGGUCCCUCCUUUCAUCAGCCCAAACCUACUGACAUGUGGAAAGGCGCGAAUGAUUCUGGACAGUCCUUCGAGCUUAGAACGGCACCUUUGUAG